GCCUCCGCCCGUUUGCCCUAUCGCCCUUAUUCGUCAUCUAUCUGAGGAACGGCGCCUGCAGUCCGCUAGGUUUUAUUUCCCAUCGCGCCGAGAAUUCGCUCUGGGAAAAGCGAAUUGAAAUCCCUUCUCCAAAUCGUUCCAUCUUCAAAUCGCGGUAUAAACCCCAAGUAGGAAAGGGGAAGGUCUUGUAGGUAGAGAAGAGGCCCAUGGAGGUCGCCGACGAGAUGCCGAUCACCGUUAGUGGCGUAGAUGAGGAAGAGGAGGAGGUAGAACAAGAGGUGGAGGUGGAGGAGGAGAUAGAGGAGGAGGUCGAGGAACAAGAAGCAGAGGGAGGCAGAGGUGGAGACGGAGAAGUAGAGGAAGGAGGGGGAGAGGAAGGAGGAGGAGGAGGAGCUGAGUCUCCUGGAAGGGGGAUAGAAAUGGUAGAUAGUGCUGGCGAGGAGAUAAAGCAGCCGGAUAGCAGUUCCUCUUCUUCAGGAAAAAUCUUCGUUGGAGGAGUCGCGUGGGACACAACCGAAGAGACAUUCACUAGGCAUUUUGAGAAGUAUGGGGAGAUCACAGACUCUGUGAUAAUGAAGGAUAAGCAUACACAUAUGCCUAGAGGAUUUGGGUUUGUAACAUUUGCUGACCCUUCUGUUAUUGACAAGGUUUUAGAGGAUGAGCAUGCUAUUGAUGGGAGAACGGUAGAAGUCAAAAGGACAGUCCCACGAGAAGAGAUGCCUUCCAAAGCAGGGCUUAAGACAAAGAAGAUAUUUGUUGGUGGAAUUCCUCCAUCUUUAACCGAAGAUGAGUUGAAGGAGCACUUUGCCUCAUACGGUGAAGUGGUUGAGCGCCAGAUAAUGCUUGACCAUAGUACUGGGCGUUCACGAGGCUUUGGUUUUGUGACCUUUGAAAAUGAGGAAGCAGUCGAAAAGAUCAUUUCGGAAGGUAGAAUGCAUGAUCUCGGAGGGAAGCAGGUUGAAAUUAAGAGGGCUGAACCAAAGAAAGCUGGUGGAGAUCCAGGAAUCAAUGGGAGGGGUGCUCGUGGCACCGGUGGUGGCAGUAUACGUGGUAACUAUCGAGGUGGCACUUACGGAUAUGGAGGUGGUUAUCGAUCUGGUGGUGUCUAUUAUGGUGGAAGUUAUGGUUAUGGCAGAGGCUAUAGCUAUGGUGCGGUCCCCAGCUUCGGUGCGGGCUUCAGCUCUAGUUAUGGCGGACCCAUGUAUGGAAAUGGUGGAUACGGUAGUGGUACUGCAUACGGUGGUUCAGCUGGGUAUAAUGGAGUGUACGGUGGUUAUGGUGCUGGCCGGGGAUAUGGGAGCAGAUACCACCCCUAUGGAAAAUGACAUCUUGAAUGCAAUUAUGUUAACCGACUUUUACUAAAUUUGUUGUGCAAUCCACACCUGUCAGUCGCUGAAAUUAACCAGUACUGUUUUUCAUUCUAAAUUCAUAUGUUUUUUUCGAAAUGUAUCUUAAAUUCAUAUGUUGCCGCCAUAGAACGAAUCGUUAUCAUUUCUUUUUUCAGCCUAUCCACAAAAUGUAAUUUUUCAGCGUCUCUUGGGGCCUUUCUUUACUGUUUUUUGCUUGCAUAGGUGGAUGGAACUCUUCUUCAGGGCUACAGACUAUUGUGUGAUUGAGUUAUCAUGUACGCUUAGCAUUAUGACACGUAUCCUUUAAGACCAUCAUGAUAUACAUGAGUAUAUAUAUAUUGUGAAUCAUGACA
Elaeis guineensis (African oil palm) is the source of this 1702-nucleotide messenger RNA. Its product is annotated as heterogeneous nuclear ribonucleoprotein 1. Gene Ontology annotation, molecular function: RNA binding. Gene Ontology annotation, biological process: regulation of gene expression. NCBI's taxonomy places the organism in Eukaryota, Viridiplantae, Streptophyta, Magnoliopsida, Arecales, Arecaceae. The record is from RefSeq and is a predicted model, not a curated record. Gene Ontology annotation, cellular component: nucleoplasm; chromatin.